AACUUCUCUUGUCAUAAUUAAACAGAAGAAUCCUUUACUCAUUUGGGGUAGAGUUGUAGAGCGUAGAAGAAUCACACCUAAAAUCAAAAAGGGGAAAGCGAGGAAGAGAAGCAUCUAAAAUCUUCAACAUUUACACUCCACUAUUGUACCAGGAAAUUCUGAUUCUUUUUAGGGUUCUUUUUUUCUUAAUCUCUAAAGUCUAUCUCUCUCCUCGUAAAUUUCGCCAUGGAAAUAGCAAGACGAGCUUCUCACGCUGGUUCAUGGUAUACCAACAACCCGAGCAAGUUAGCUGAAGAACUUGAAGGCUGGCUACAAGAAGCUGGCCUCAGCAAAUCUUCUGAUGUACGAGGUGUUAUCGCUCCGCAUGCAGGAUAUUCAUAUUCAGGCCGUGCGGCAGCCUAUGCAUUUGGCAACAUAGACCCAACAAACAUUUCACGAGUCUUCCUCCUUGGUCCCUCUCACCACUACUAUACCCCAAAAUGUGCUCUUUCAAGUGCCACCGUCUACAAAACUCCUAUAGGAGAUCUGCCUAUUGAUUUGGAAGUCAUUGAGGAGCUUAACGCAACUGGGAAAUUUGAAAUGAUGGAUCUUCGAGUCGACGAGGCUGAACAUAGCAUGGAGAUGCACUUGCCUUAUCUUGCUAAAGUUUUUGAAGGACAUCCAGUAAAAGUGGUUCCAAUCUUAGUUGGUGCAGUUAGUGCUGAAAGUGAAGCCUUUUAUGGCCAAUUGCUGGCUAAAUAUGUGGAUGAUCCCAGCAAUUUCUUCUCAGUAUCCUCCGACUUCUGUCACUGGGGGUCCCGCUUCAACUACACACACUAUGAUAAGAAACAUGGAGCCAUCCACAAGUCUAUUGAAGCAUUGGACCGUAUGGGAAUGGAUAUUAUAGAAACGGGAGAUCCCGAUUCAUUCAAGAAGUAUUUAUUAAAAUUUGAUAACACUAUUUGUGGUCGUCAUCCAAUUAGCAUUUUCCUUCAUAUGUUGACGAAUUGUUCCGCGAAGAUAAAGAUUAGAUUCUUGCGAUAUGAACAGUCAAGCCAAUGCAAGAGCAUGAGAGACAGUAGCGUAAGCUAUGCGUCAGCAGCAGCCAAGGUAGAAACUUGAAAACCUCGGGGACUAGCUCUACCUCCUGGAAUGUAUUUUAGUCAUUGGAGGGAUGUUAAUACCUAGUUUCCCGUCUUUCUUUUUUUUAUGCCGAAACUCGGUUUCAAUUUGUAUUGCAGGUCAUAAGUCUAUAUCAAUAAUGAAACUUUCUUCAGUAAUUUUGUUUCUGAAGCCAUUUUGUUUA
Beta vulgaris subsp. vulgaris (sugar beet) is the source of this 1285-nucleotide messenger RNA. RefSeq lists its product as uncharacterized. NCBI's taxonomy places the organism in Eukaryota, Viridiplantae, Streptophyta, Magnoliopsida, Caryophyllales, Amaranthaceae. The coding region runs from base 226 to 1101 and encodes 291 amino acids. The transcript has 8 exons. The record is from RefSeq and is a predicted model, not a curated record.